AUGUCUCGUACCAACCUUACCAUCUUCCACCCUACAGUGUUUGUCUUAGUUGGCAUCCCUGGGCUAGAGGUUUAUCACAUCUGGCUGUCAAUUCCCCUCUGCCUCAUGUACAUCACUGCAGUCCUGGGAAACGGUCUCCUGAUGGUGGUCAUCAUCACAGAACGCAGCCUUCAUGAACCCAUGUAUUUUUUCCUCUCCAUGCUGGCCAUGACAGAUGUCUUGCUAUCCACCACCACUGUGCCCAAGGCCUUAGCCAUCUUCUGGCUCCAUGCUCAUGAAAUUGUGUUUGAUGCCUGUGUCACUCAAGUCUUCUUUGUCCACGUGAUGUUUGUUGGGGAGUCAGCCAUCCUCCUGGCCAUGGCCUUUGACCGCUUUGUGGCCAUCUGUGCUCCCCUGAGAUAUACAUCAGUGCUAACAUGGCCUGUUGUGAGAAGGAUUGCUCUGGCCAUUGUCACCCGAAGCUUCUGCAUUAUCUUCCCAGUGAUCUUUUUGCUGAAGCGACUGCCCUUCUGCCAGACCAACAUCGUCCCACAUUCAUACUGUGAGCAUAUUGGAAUAGCCCGCUUAGCCUGUGCUGACAUCACUAUUAACAUCUGGUAUGGCUUCUCAGUACCCAUUGUAAUGGUCAUAUUGGAUGUGAUCCUCAUUGCUGUGUCAUACUCACUCAUCCUCCAUGCGGUAUUUCGUUUGCCCUCCCAGGAUGCUCGGCACAAAGCCCUCAGUACUUGUGGCUCCCACCUCUGCGUCAUCCUUAUGUUUUAUGUUCCAUCAUUCUUCACCUUAUUGACCCAUCGCUUUGGCCGUAACAUUCCUCGACAUGUCCAUAUCCUACUGGCUAAUCUUUAUGUGGUGGUGCCACCAAUGCUCAACCCUAUUGUGUAUGGUGUGAAGACUAAACAGAUUCGAGAGGGCAUAGCCCACCGGGUCUUUGAGGUGAAGGCUUGGUGCUAUGCUUCCUUUCUGGGCUAA
Molecule: messenger RNA, 969 nt
Organism: Chrysochloris asiatica (Cape golden mole)
Lineage: Eukaryota; Metazoa; Chordata; Mammalia; Afrosoricida; Chrysochloridae
Product: olfactory receptor 52B2-like
Exons: 1
Coding region: 1-969 (322 amino acids)
Biological process (GO): G protein-coupled receptor signaling pathway
Cellular component (GO): membrane
Molecular function (GO): G protein-coupled receptor activity; olfactory receptor activity
Source: RefSeq, a predicted model, not a curated record